GAGUUUCGAGUCUUUUGUCCCUCUUCUCUUCCCUUACCAACUGAAUGCUAAUCACACGACCAGGCAGGGCUGCUGCUGCUGCUGCUGCUGCAGCUGCUGGUAUUGUCGAGCUGUCAACCACACAGUUAUUAUUGGAUUGAUUUGGUCCCGGGAAUUUCUCUGGCAUGAUGGAGCAAUUAUGGGGUGGGCUGCACACCCCAUAACAUGUGGACCAAAGCAAAGUCUCCCACCUUGCACCUCUUCUUCCAAAACAUAGCCCACAGCUGUCAUGGCCUCCAGUUAUCCACCCCCAUUUGAGGGCACAGGUGAAGUGAAGGAGGGCUUUCUUUGCCCGCUGUGCCUGAAGGACCUUCAGUCAUUUUACCAACUCCAAGACCACUAUGAGGAGGAGCACUCUGGGGAUGACCGCCAUGUUCGGGGACAACUCAAAAGUUUGGUCCAGAAGGCAAAGAAAGCAAAAGACAAGCUGUUGAAAAGGGAUGGAGAUGACAGACCGGAUACAGGCAGUUAUGAGUCCUUCUACUACGGUGGAGUGGACCCCUACAUGUGGGAGCCUCAGGAACUGGGAGCAACCAGAAGUCACCUGGACUUCUUUAAAAAACACCGCGCAGCCAGGAUAGAUCACUAUGUCAUCGAGGUCAACAAGCUCAUCAUUAGGCUGGAAAAAUUGACAUCGUUUGACAGGAUCAACUCAGAUGCCGCCAAAAUCAGAGCCAUUGAGAAGUCAGUGGUGUCAUGGGUGAAUGACUCGGAUGUCCCGCUCUGUCCUGAUUGUGGAAACAAGUUCAACAUCCGGAACAGGCGACACCACUGUCGUCUCUGUGGGUCCAUCAUGUGUAGGAAGUGUAUGGAGUUUAUCCCCUUACCUUUGGCUCAAAAGCUGAUUAAUGGGACACGAGAGGCACUGUGUGUACCUGGAAGCCCCAUUCAGUCCCAGUCUCCCCCAGCAGGAGGUGGCAGCAGUGGGAUGGGCUCCAGGAGAGGCAGCAUCAGCAGCCUGAGCAGCGUUACCUCCAUGCUGGAGGAAAAGGACGACGAGAAGAUUCGCUGCUGUCACCACUGUAUGGACACACUGCUGAAGAUACAGCAGAAGUUGGAAGAGAAGAACCGCAUGCCGGAUGUGGUGAAACUUUACGAGAGGCUGAGGAUGUGCAUGGAGAAGGUGGAUGAAAAGGCUCCAGAAUACAUCAGAAUGGCAGAGUCGCUCAAUGCCGGAGAAACCACGUACAAUCUUGACACUGCUGGUGGGCUGAGACUGGAAGUGCAGAAAUACUACGAACUAAUUGAUGCCCUGAGUAAGAAAAUUUUAACACUAGGAGCAAAAGAUGAUCCACCACCACAUCCAAAAGCCCUCCAGCUGCAGAGGAUGAUCCGUUAUACAGCAACACUAUUUGUCCAGGAGAAACUGUUAGGUCUCAUGUCUUUGCCCACUAAGGAUAAAUAUGAAGAGCUUAAAGAAAAGAGGAAACAGGAACAAGAGAAGAGACUGCAACAAGAGAGACUGGCAACCCAGGAGACACUGAAGAGAAGACAGGAGUCUGAGAAAAACCGUCAACCUCCCAGUACUAAUGGAGAGCUGCCACGGGCCCCUAGAGCUCCACGCGUGACCAAAGCUGGCGGCUGGUUGCCCUCCGCAGACUCCGUCCAUGCGUGCAGAGAGCUGGAGGACCCCCUGCUGCAGCAGAUUGAGAACAUACAGUCAUUUCUCCGUCAGGCACGGGAGGCCCAGAAGACAGACGAGGUGGCCAUGUUGGAGGAGAACUUGCGUCAGCUGCAGGAUGAAUACGACCAGCAGCAGACCAGCCUGGCUAUUGUGCUCUCCCAGAAGCUGGCUGAGGAGGAGAACUUGCAGCAGGGGGAGCUAAAUCGCCUGCAAGCCUGGGAAAGGGAGGAGAGGGAGCAUUGGGGCCCCACUGUGGCCACCUCCCAGCCUUCCUUCACCUGGGAGAGGUCUCUGGAUAUCAGUCCGGCAAGGGGAAGAGAAGAGGAAGAAGAGGAAGACACUGAAGCAGAGGACCUGACUCCAAAAGCUGAGAGGAGUCCGUCCUCUGUGAGAGCAUUCCCUGCUCUUACAAGCCAGGAGGAGUCACCUCCUAGGUUGAGGAGCUUAGGGGGGCAUAUAACCCCCCCUGGUGGUGAAGGACAGACCACUGCCUCCCUUAACCCUUUCGAUGAGGACUCUACUCCCAUUGAGGAGGAUCCAUCCAAUCCAUUCUUUGAGGACAUAAAGAAGGAACACAAAGAGGGAAGCAAUGGGAAGAAAGAAUACAACCCUUUUGAUGAAGAGGUCCAGGCGGACCAGGCGGAGACCGUGCCUAGCAAUCCUUUUGAGGAGGGUGACGAUAGCGACACGGGUAACCCUUUCCUGGAAGCCUCUGGGAAUCCUCCAGGAGUCUCGACCAACCCCUUUGACGGGGAUGAUGAUGACGAAGUUUUGCCCGAUGUGGAUAUGAUAGAGGAGGAACUGCUGCUGCAGCAGAUUGACAAUAUUAGGGCCUACAUUUUUGAUGCCAAGCUCAGUGGGCGCCUCGACGAGGUGGAGCUCUUGUCAGAGAACCUCAGAGAGCUACAGCACACUCUUCAAGAACAGAAGAAAAAGAAGCACUGAUACUUUUCCCUCCAAAUCCCUGACUACCUGCUACUUCCCAAGUCCUGCAAGGCUAGCUCACGCGACAUGACUAAUGAGCCCACUGAUUUUAGUUUGGGUGAGGUCUGCUGCAUCACAAAAAGAUUAGACUAGUCCCAAAAUUAAAAAUGCACUUGAGCUAAAUAGUCUGGAGUGACUCCCUUACUUUCCAAACUUCCUUCUUAACCACUUGUCCUGUACAGGGUCGCAGAGGGCUGGAGCGUCUCCCAGCAUGCACAGUCUGAAAGCACUAGUAAACGUCCAUUCGUACGGCACGUUGCUGUUAUUAACCCUGUUGUAUCAGGGAAAACGCAAACAAUUGAGGACAGAAUAAUGCCAUUUAAACAAUGUUUUUUUUUAAUGGGACAGUCAGAUGGUUGUUUGAUUGAGUGUGGCUGUAGAAGUCAGGAUGUAUGAUUUGGAGCUCUGGCCGAAGCUAUAAACAAAGUUAAGAUUGAAUUGUGGCCAAGGUUGAACAAAUGGAAACCAAGCUAUUGAUGCAUGUUUCCAAAUGUAUCCUUUUAACAAAAGUUUUUAUUCCAUUGAUAUUAGUGCCCUCUUGUUGUACCAACGACUUUAGUUUGUGGUAAUUGAACUUCCUGCUGUUCAUUGAACCAAUACCAAAGAACCCAGCCAUGCGUUACUGUUCUACCUGGACCACAAACAACAUUCAGACAAAAUAACUAUCUGAUCAUUUCAUUAGAAACA
Messenger RNA from Etheostoma spectabile (orangethroat darter), 3334 nucleotides. It is a transcript of the gene rbsn, whose product is annotated as rabenosyn, RAB effector. NCBI's taxonomy places the organism in Eukaryota, Metazoa, Chordata, Actinopteri, Perciformes, Percidae. Gene Ontology annotation, molecular function: metal ion binding. The record is from RefSeq and is a predicted model, not a curated record. The transcript is spliced from 12 exons. Bases 269 to 2608 code for a protein of 779 amino acids.